AUGGCGCCCACAGCGGCCGAUCCAAAAGAUCUCAAACUAAUCCUCAACCCCGCACGUCGACGAGCCCUCAACAUCCUAAUCGGAUCCAUCACAGAACACAUGCGCAAAACAAUUACAGAUUCUUUUUCCAACCCCUCAAAUCAAUCAAACUCCAAUCUCAACAGCAACAUUCCAGGACCUAAUCCAAAUGUCUCUUCCUACCCCAAUCCUCACUAUUCCAACACCUCCUCGCCCGCUUCAACACCAACUUCGGAAAUCGAUCUAGAAACAGCCCAACAGCGCCGUCUCGAAGCCCGUCUAAAUCAAAACCUUUCAACGCCCAAACUACAAGCUUUGGAAAAGGCAGCUCUGAAUUAUUUCGAUUCUUGGCGUGAUUCAAUUAUCACACAAUUAGGCAAAAUUUUGAAUUCUCCAGAUGAUCCCCGUGCAGAUCAAAAAAAGAAAGAAUUUCUCGCUUCGAGACCGCCGCCUCCUUAUAGCCCCGCUUCCAAUAACGACAACGAGCCUAGCAAAGACAUCCUAGCUUUUCAGACUCUCUACCCUCCAAUCCCCACCCGUCUAACUACCAUUUCCCUUCAAGACCGCAUCCAUAUCGUCUCAAGCCUUCUGAUUAUUGUUCUCUCCCUCGGAACCUACUCCGCCCAUUCCCGCGUUCUCCUCUGCAUUCUCACCAGUUCCCUCUCCCUCCCCCCUUCCUUCCUCACCCACGAAGAAAUCCAAACCUCGCGUACCCUUCUCCUCGCCUCCAAAGCCGCCCUCAACGCCGACGCCGAAACCGCCGCUCGCGCAACCCAGAAUACGUCUUCCCGUCGCUGGAAAGUCGGGCUUGCCUCGGUAGCAGGCGCCGCUUUGAUCGGUGUCACGGGCGGGCUUGCGGCUCCUGUAGUUGCUGGUGCUAUUGGGGGCUUAUGGGCUCAGUUGGUUUGGGAGGCUUGGCGUCUUUUCUGGGCGUUUUUUUAUGCGAGGGAGGUGGAGGAUUUUAAGUUUCUGGAUGUUAAAGAGGAAUGGGGGGAAUUUGGGACGAAAGAGGAAGAAGAAGUGGAGAAAAGGAGAUUGAGGGUGCUGAUUGGAGUUAAUGGAUGGGUGGGGGAACAGAGGGAUAUUAUUAGGCCGUGGAGAAAAUUUGCUGUGAGCGAGGGAGAUGAGGACAAUGGUCAUGGAUGUGAAGUUUUUGCGCUGAGGUAUGAAACCAAUGCAUUGGUAGAGUUGGGAAAUAGUUUGAAGGAUACGGUUGGGAGUUAUGCGUGGUCGAUGGUUAAAAUGGAGAUCUUGAAACGGACCGUUUUGGCUACUUUAUGGGGGGCAUUGUGGCCAGUUUAUUUAUUGAAGAUGGCUACUGGGAUUGAUAAUCCUUUUGCGAGAGCCAAGAGGAGGGCUGAGAAAGCUGGAGAAGUCCUGGCCGAUGCGCUUAUCAAUAGAGCACAAGGAGAACGUCCGGUUAUGCUGGUUGGAUACUCAUUGGGGAGUCGGGUAAUAUACUCCUGCCUCCGCUCUCUGGCUGAACGCCACGCCUUCGGUCUCAUCGACAGUGUUGUACUAAUCGGCUCUCCAAUCCCCUCAUCGACUCUUUCCCUUCUCCCUCUCCGCACGGUCAUCUCUGGCCCCCUCUUAAACGUUUACAACCCUUCUGAUCUCCUCCUCGCCUUCCUAUAUCGUUUCACCUCCCUGCAGUACGGAAUUUCCGGUCUGCAACCAAUUGAGCACAUUGAAGGCGUCACUAAUAUCGACGUGAGUUCUAAACUCAAUUCGCAUCUAAAAUACGAAGAGGUCAUUGAUAGGAUUUUGGGGACCUACGUAUUUCCUAGCAUGAGUGCUAUUGAUGGGGAGAAAUGGGAGAAUGGAGGAAAGGGAGAAGAAGGCAUUUCCAUGAUUGAUGGCGAGGGCCCAAUCAAGAAAGAUGAAAUAGAGGAAGAGCUAUUGAUUGAUUUUGGAGAGGUAGCGGAGUUGGAGGCCGAUGUUCCAUUGCCAUCCGGACAUUUGGAUAGCAAGGAUCCCAACAUCUCUUCGACUGCUAGUAACUCGUAUGAUAUGGAAGAUUUGUUAGGCUCACCAGCAACCCCGACAGAAAUAGUCACAAGUACAACAAUCAAAAGUAUCUCGGAUGCUCAUUUCGCUUCGCACUCAAACGGCACUAUAUCACCUAGUAAUACCACAAGCACAACUACACUUGCCACACCAAAUACCACCACUCCAUCCUCGCCAUCUCCUUAUUAUUCAUGCUCCGAAGAUGAAGGAGGAAUUCAGAUGGUUGAUAAUGAUGAUGAUUUAGACAUGCAUAUACAAUUGACCGCUCCGGAAACGUUAUCUACCUCAUCCUUGAAUGAGGCCGGAAGAAUCGAGAAAGGCAUGUCUGGGCUUGUGAUAACCGAACGAUCUAUCGACGAUGUGAAACAUGAAUCUCCCGUAGAGCCGAAGAGCUUGGGCUCUUUGCCCAGAGGAGAUAGAAAAAAGGCUGCUGAUUUCGGAUUGUAUUAA
Messenger RNA from Botrytis fragariae, 2475 nucleotides. Its product is annotated as putative ysirk family gram-positive signal peptide protein. The transcript has 4 exons. Bases 1 to 2475 code for a protein of 824 amino acids. Lineage: Eukaryota; Fungi; Ascomycota; Leotiomycetes; Helotiales; Sclerotiniaceae. The record is from RefSeq and is a predicted model, not a curated record.